Molecule: messenger RNA, 291 nt
Organism: Cordyceps fumosorosea ARSEF 2679
Lineage: Eukaryota; Fungi; Ascomycota; Sordariomycetes; Hypocreales; Cordycipitaceae
Exons: 1
Coding region: 1-291 (96 amino acids)
Source: RefSeq, a predicted model, not a curated record
AUGGCUUCUCCAAUGCUCACCGAGACCGCUCGCGGGCAGUCCAGCAACCCCAACGAGAAGCCGCGCCACGCGACCCGGACGACCGAAGACGUGGCGGCCGAGCUCCGACAGAGCAGCCGCAACAAGAAGAUCCCCGAGGGCACGUUUGGUCCGCACAAGUCGCGGCUCGCCAACGCGCUCGAUCCCAGGGUCGACUCGGACCUCGACUCUGCCGCGAGUCGGGAGACGGCCGGAGCCACCGGCACCGCCGCCAAGUCUACAUCUACAUCGCAGGGUCAACGGCAAGAAUAA